Trichoderma aggressivum f. europaeum is the source of this 1107-nucleotide messenger RNA. RefSeq lists its product as uncharacterized. Lineage: Eukaryota; Fungi; Ascomycota; Sordariomycetes; Hypocreales; Hypocreaceae. The record is from RefSeq and is a predicted model, not a curated record. The transcript is spliced from 6 exons. The coding region runs from base 1 to 1107 and encodes 368 amino acids.
AUGCCAGAAUCCAGGGUCGCCCUCUUUCUCGGAGUUGACAUUUCCAUCACCGUUCUAGCCUUAUCCGUCGUCGUGCUAAGAGUCUGGCAUCGAUGGUCGCAAAGCCGGCUCACAAUUUCAGAUUACCUCGUCAGCACGGCUAUGCUAGCUGCCGUCAUACAUCUGAUUCUUGAUAUUACCAUCACGGCUGCAUUUGGCUAUGGCCGCCACCAAAGGGAUCUCCCGCCAGAUCUCCAAGGGUCCUACAAGACCAACCUCCAGCAGAUGUUCUGGCUCAUCCAAAUCUUCACCAAACUUCCACUACUGUUCAGUAAACUCUCCCUAACGUUUGUCUAUCGCGACCUCAUGAUCCUCGUCGAUCACCCCCUCGUCAAAUUCUCUCGUGCUGUCAACUAUACCCUCAUGGUGGUUCUCGCGGGUUUCUUUACAGCUGCUACGCUCGUGAGCAUGUUCGCCUGCGACCCGGUAUAUAAGAGUUGGCUACCCAAGGUCCCGGGGCACUGCAUUGAUACGACAGUCAUGUUCAACUAUGUUACGGGCUCCGUCAACGUGUCCACUAGUAUAUGCCUGAUUUGCAUACCGUUACCAGUGUUAUAUCUGGCCAAGAACAAGCGUAUUGAGGUGAAGCAACUGACUGCUCUGAUCCUCUUUGUCCGCCUCUACAUGAUUACCGAUCUCUACAACGUCAAAACAGACUUCACUUGGCUAAUCAUCCCGACACAUAUCAUGAUCGUCGUCGAAAUGAAUAUCACCAUCAUUGCUGCCUCCUUGGUUGUCAUGCGUCCUUGCUUUCAAGCCAUUUUCGACAUCGCAUUUCCGACAUCCCUCUAUGCUAGUCACAAUACAUCCAGCCGUGGAGAAUCUACCUACCACAGCAGGAGAUCGGACGGAUACAUCAUGAGUCUAGAUGACAACGAUGGCGCAGUCCAGCGCGAAGAGUCCAUUGGUAAGCGUGGAACUGGGGAAAGAAUAUUAAAGACAGUAGACAUCGAAUUGGCGAGUAAGGAUGCGAGCACGGAGGACAUACUUAAAGGUGAGAUAUUUUCUUGGGUCUGGAAAAUGUCGGCUGCGUCGUUUAUAUACUGGUUUACUUACCUUGUGUACUAG